CGCCUCGCCUCGGCCCAGGGACAGGGCACGGGGACGCCAACCGGCGAACGUGCGGGCUCAGCCCAUCUACUCCCAUCUCUCACCGGCGGGGAGGGUCUGCACGGCCGGCCGCCAUUGCCGCGUCUCCCCGAGUGUGGCACUGAUUGGGGAGAGUACGUAGAAGAUGGUUGUCAAGGAGUUCACCGUUGAUCUCAACAAGCCUCUCGUUUUCCAGGUUGGCCAUCUCGAGGAACAUUACCAGGAGUGGGUUCACCAGCCCGUCGUGAGCAAAGAAGGUCCACGCUUUUUCGCAAAUGAUACCAUGGAGUUCUUGACACGCACAAAAUGGUGGGCUGUGCCGGUCAUAUGGCUACCUGUCGUCUGCUGGCUGUUCGCCAAGUCGGUUCGGAUGGGCCACACCAUUCAGGAAGUAAUCCUGAUGGCCCUAUUUGGAGUGUUUGUGUGGACGUUGAUCGAGUACAGCUUACACCGCUUCCUCUUCCACAUCGAGACGAGAAGCUAUUGGUCGAACACCGCACAUUACCUUAUCCAUGGAUGCCACCAUAAGCAUCCCAUGGACUCGCUCAGGCUCGUGUUCCCUCCUGCCGGGGCAGCGAUCAUAUGCGUGCCGUUCUGGAAUGUUGUGGCAUUCUUCGCGAGCCCAUCCACGACUCCUGCGCUCUUCGCCGGUGGCCUGCUCGGGUACGUGAUGUAUGACUGCACCCACUACUACCUGCACCAUGGACAGCCGUCCAGAGAUCCAGCGAAGCAUCUCAAGCGGUACCACCUCGGCCACCAUUUCAGAAUCCAGGACAAGGGCUUCGGCAUCACCUCGUCGCUCUGGGACGCCGUUUUCGGGACGCUGCCUUCGUCCAAGAUCGCCGCGAAGCUCAGCUGACAUGUGCAUAAACAUGUUCUUUGCAUGAGGAAUUUUCAGUAGAGUCUGUAGGGCUUAGGUUAGGGACAAGGCUCAUCUUGCCUUUCUGCCAUGGGUUCGCAUGUCUGCACGGUUGGAGUUCUCCAGUGGUGUGUGCUGAUGUCUGGCUCUGAUGUGAAGACGUUUGGUUGCCUCAACUUUUCAUCCACAGAAAUAGGUUAUUCGUUUCGUGGUAUUCGACGUUAGGAGGAUAAAUAGUCAUAUUCCUUGGUUCAAUUGCGAUAUCUUCUGUCA
Triticum dicoccoides is the source of this 1150-nucleotide messenger RNA. RefSeq names its product dihydroceramide fatty acyl 2-hydroxylase FAH1-like. The record is from RefSeq and is a predicted model, not a curated record. Bases 164 to 877 code for a protein of 237 amino acids. Gene Ontology annotation, molecular function: iron ion binding; fatty acid 2-hydroxylase activity. Gene Ontology annotation, cellular component: membrane; endoplasmic reticulum. Gene Ontology annotation, biological process: lipid biosynthetic process; fatty acid metabolic process. Lineage: Eukaryota; Viridiplantae; Streptophyta; Magnoliopsida; Poales; Poaceae. The transcript is spliced from 7 exons.